AUGGUGAGCCGAUGUGCUAGUCCUUCGCCUGCGUUUGCUCUCCACGAGCCUCACGCGCCGAUUAUCACUCGUCCCAUAACUGGAGCCACUGUAAACAUCGGAUGCCGAGAGCUAUUAGAAUUGGAAGUGAAUGGUAAUCCCACACCAACAGUAGAAUGGUACCAUGACGGAAAACUUGUUGCACAAAGUCGAACACUUCGAACUUAUUUCGAUGGACGAGUCGCUUUUCUUAAGAUUUACAGAGCACAAAUGGAGCAUGCCGGACUUUAUGUGUGCAAGGUCUCCAAUAGACUGGGAACCGUGGAAACAAGUGCCUAUUUGAGAGUUGAAGACGAAUUUUCUACCCAUGUUACUAAAAUGCCACAAUUUAUAAGAAAGCUGGAAGAUAUCGCAGUUGAAGAG
Cylicostephanus goldi is the source of this 402-nucleotide messenger RNA. NCBI's taxonomy places the organism in Eukaryota, Metazoa, Nematoda, Chromadorea, Rhabditida, Strongylidae. The record is from the annotation of a GenBank genome assembly.